Molecule: messenger RNA, 1300 nt
Organism: Rattus norvegicus (Norway rat)
Lineage: Eukaryota; Metazoa; Chordata; Mammalia; Rodentia; Muridae
Gene: Mpst
Product: mercaptopyruvate sulfurtransferase
Biological process (GO): hydrogen sulfide biosynthetic process
Cellular component (GO): mitochondrion; synapse; cytoplasm
Molecular function (GO): 3-mercaptopyruvate sulfurtransferase activity; thiosulfate-cyanide sulfurtransferase activity; sulfurtransferase activity
Source: RefSeq, a predicted model, not a curated record
UCGAGGUGACACUGAGGCAGAGUACAACCCGGCUUCAUGGCGCGUGCCCUCCCCCGCAGUCCGGGGAAUGGAAGGUGCAAGGGCUCGGAGUGGCCCAGGCAGUGGGCUGUGCCCAAGUCUCCUCCCUUCGGCUGGCCGCAGCCCUGCAAUCCGAGCGUCCCCUAGGCCAUGGCUGCCCCACAGCUUUUCCGAGCUCUGGUAUCUGCUCAGUGGGUGGCGGAGGCUCUGAAAUCCCCUCGCGCCUCUCAGCCGCUGAAGUUACUGGAUGCGUCCUGGUACCUACCCAAGCUGGGCCGCGAUGCGCGACGCGAGUUUGAGGAGCGCCACAUCCCGGGCGCCGCCUUCUUUGACAUCGAUCGUUGCAGCGACCACACAUCGCCCUACGACCACAUGCUGCCUAGUGCCACGCAUUUCGCCGACUACGCGGGCAGCUUGGGCGUGAGUGCCGCUACACACGUCGUGAUCUACGACGGCAGCGACCAGGGCCUCUAUUCCGCUCCGAGGGUCUGGUGGAUGUUCCGUGCCUUCGGCCACCACUCUGUGUCGUUGCUGGACGGCGGCUUCCGCUAUUGGCUGAGCCAGAACCUGCCAAUUAGCUCUGGCAAAAGCCCCUCGGAACCUGCGGAGUUCUGCGCGCAGCUCGAUCCCUCCUUCAUCAAGACCCACGAGGAUAUCCUGGAGAACUUGGAUGCCCGGCGCUUCCAGGCAUCGAACCUGGACACAUCCCUGGCUCAGUAAACAUCCCAUUCACUGAAUUCCUGACCAGUGAAGGUCUGGAGAAGAGCCCAGAGGAGAUCCAACGCCUGUUCCAGGAGAAGAAGGUGGACCUGUCCAAGCCCUUGGUAGCCACAUGCGGCUCCGGUGUCACAGCCUGCCACGUGGUCCUGGGGGCCUUCCUCUGUGGCAAACCCGAUGUGCCUGUCUACGAUGGCUCCUGGGUGGAGUGGUACAUGCGUGCCCAACCGGAGCACGUCAUCUCUCAGGGCCGGGGGAAGACCCUGUGAAGGACACAGUGCAGCUUGGGUGACACCGAACCAUCCUAGUGCCAGCCUGGUCACUCUGACCCUGCUUUGCCAAGAGUCCUUCCUCAGACAACUCAGGUGGUGUUUAAGGUGAUAUCCCAGAGACCAGGAGUUUCAGUGACUCCUGGGCACUCAGUGGAGGUAGCCGAGAGGUGGCAGACAGUAAGAGGGUACCCAGGGGAGGGAGGGAGGCCAGACAGUAGAACAGCUUACAUGGUGCUAAGCUGGGGCCCACCUAGCUUGUUUCACUGUUGGGAAAUAAAACAUCAAGCACAAAA